Lycium barbarum (goji berry) is the source of this 981-nucleotide messenger RNA. Its product is annotated as probable histone-arginine methyltransferase 1.3. The record is from RefSeq and is a predicted model, not a curated record. The transcript is spliced from 8 exons. NCBI's taxonomy places the organism in Eukaryota, Viridiplantae, Streptophyta, Magnoliopsida, Solanales, Solanaceae. Gene Ontology annotation, molecular function: protein-arginine N-methyltransferase activity. Gene Ontology annotation, biological process: peptidyl-arginine methylation. The coding region runs from base 324 to 617 and encodes 97 amino acids.
UCUCACGUUUUUUAGUCCCUCUCUCUCUCUAAACCUAUACACCGUCGACGUCACCAACAGCGCAGGGAGUCACCGUCAUCGUCGUCCACUCCCAGAACCGCCGCUGCCGUCGCCAGUUAUCAUCAAAUGAUGGUGGAUGACAUACAUCGAGCAGAUUAUUGUAAAAUCACUCCGGCUAAGUUCUCUGGAAGUAAAGAAGUUGUGCCUCUUCACUUUCGAAAGGUUCGAAUAUCCUCAGCCAACAUUUCAGAAACUAAUGAAAGAGCAGGUCAUGGAGCCUUUCUUUGUAUUCCAGGUCUUUUGUGUGGGUUUAUGGUGCUUAGAUGAAUACUGGAACCUAUUAUUCUGCUGUAAUUGAGAACCGUGCUGAUUUUCUUGGUCGCGUAGUGGUUGAUGUUGGCGCUGGUAGUGGCAUUUUGUCAUUAUUUGCAGCCCAGGCUGGUGCAAAGCAUGUUUAUGCCAUAGAGGCUUCUGAAAUGGCCGACUAUGCAAGAAAACUUAUUGCUGGAAAUCCAUCACUGAAUGAAAGAAUUACAGUAAUCAAAGGAAAGGUCGAAGAUGUAGAGUUACCUGAAAAAGCUGAUAUUUUGAUCUCUGAGCCAAUGUAUGGCAGGUGAAAAGAGGGGUAAGAAAACAAAGAAGGCUAACGAGACAGCGGUUCCCCGGAGACCACCAGAAAACCUUGCGAUUAGAAUGUUUGAAUUUUAAUGUUUGGUGGAUUUGUGGAUUUGCGAGGGUGAAGUAGUCUAAUGUUGUAGACUAACUUAGUGUAGACUAGUUUAAUGUUUUGUGGAUGUUUACAAAUGUUGAAGUAGUUUAAUGUUGUUUUGAUGUUCGCGAAGGUUGAAGUAGCUUAAUUAGUGUCUCUUGUGAAUGUUUGAUUGACGUUUUUAUUCAACUUUGAAGUAGUUUCGAAUUGAAUUUGAUGUUUUGGUGGUUGUAAUAUAUGUGUUGUAAUAGUAGCUUAUUGUUUUAUGUAUU